CUAUCACUACAAAAAACAAUUGGAGAGAAAGAAGAAGAAUUAUCUUGACAGAAAAAAUGGGGAGGAAGAAUGGAGUACAGUUCGAUGAAGGAGCACCCGAUGAUUUCGACCAGAAUAACCCGUACAAGGAUCCGGUAGCUUUCUUAGAGAUGCGGGAGCAUUUGGUGAGGGAGAAGUGGAUCGACAUUGAAAAAGCCAAGAUCCUCCGUGAAAAGCUCCGUUGGUGCUACCGUAUCGAAGGUGUUAACCAUCUUCAGAAGUGCCGCCACCUUGUUCAGCAGUAUCUUGAUGCAACCCGUGGUAUUGGGUGGGGCAAGGACCUUCGUCCUCCCUUUAUGCAUGGGCCUAAGGUGGUUGAAGCUGUUGAGUCCGAAUGAUUCUGCUAUCUUAGAUUUGUAUUUCCAGCUGAAAGUAUAAACUUCAGAGGUUGUUGGGCUUAACAACUAGUGAAUUUCAAUGUAUCACUGCUUCUGUUAUUCACUGCUUAAGACCUGAUUUUUAGUUUCCUGUCGUGUGAAAAACGAAAUCGGUUUGCAAUGGCUUUAACUUCAGCCUCGUACUUUUUUUUUUCUGAGGGAAACUGUAUUUCAUAGUGGAAAUAAAGAAAAAACUCAGUGUCUUCCUUAUUGGUGUCCUAGUCUUUGUUUUAUGCUUUCUCUAUCUUGCGUGUAGUGUUGGUCAUUAGUCAUGAUUAGAGGCUGGUAUUUUUGUAUUCUGUGUUGUAAUAUUGGAAGCUCUUGAGAAAAUUAGCACACUUUUUCUGUGUUAAUUUUGAUCUAA
Solanum lycopersicum (tomato) is the source of this 780-nucleotide messenger RNA. RefSeq names its product NADH dehydrogenase [ubiquinone] 1 beta subcomplex subunit 10-A. The record is from RefSeq and is a predicted model, not a curated record. NCBI's taxonomy places the organism in Eukaryota, Viridiplantae, Streptophyta, Magnoliopsida, Solanales, Solanaceae.